AUGAGUCAUUUGUUACUGUCUUCAUUUGGUACGACGACGACGACUGCUACUCCUUCUUCGACAACUUCAAGAAGUUCACAUACCAAUCGCAACACACCAUAUAACCAAAGUACUAUCACUGCAAAUAGAAGUUCCCCAGUUCCUAUAAAUUCAGUCAACUCAAGAACUAUACCACAGACAAUGAACCCACCCAUAGAUAUGAAAUCGAACAACAUAUUAAAUCCAGAAAAAGACACAGAUACUCCGCGAGGAGAUCAUCUUGAAUCAAAAGCUUCUAGUACUAGUAGCGCUAGUGGAACAACUGCCACCAACAGCAACAAUGGUAACAAUAAUAAUUCAACAGGGAAAACACAAAUUGUUUUUAUACAUAAAUUAUAUGACAUGUUACAUGACGAAUCGAUAUCCCAUCUUAUAUGGUGGUCUCCAAGCUUGGAUUCAUUUUAUGUAACACCUGGAGAAGAGUUUUCCCGAGUGUUAUCCCAAUACUUCAAGCACACCAAUAUUGCAUCGUUCAUAAGACAAUUAAACAUGUAUGGGUUCCACAAAGUAAAUGAGCCAUUCUUGAACCAAGACGAUCAACAACAACAGCAACUACAGUCCAAUAGAUGGGAAUUUAGACACUCUACCAACCAAUUUAGAAAAGGUGACACCGAAUCGUUAAAGAAUAUAAAACGAAGAAGCUCAAAGACAUUGAAUGCACAAAAGGAAGUUGUUAAUAUAAAAUCAUUACCACCAACAUCACAUCCAAUGGAAUAUAACACUGGGUACUCUUAUCAAAAUGAGGAUAGUGCUCACUACUUCAUUCAUCAACAUAGCAUUACCUCAAUGCAAUCACCCGCUGACAUGAGACCUCGUUCUCCAUCUACUCCAAUACCAAUUCAAUCAUUAGCACAACAGCAACAACAGCAACUUCCGCCACAACCUGUACCUAAUGGCCCGCCUGUUUUUAGCGGACCGAUUCCGCCAGGAGCUGUGAAUCAAUCUCCUCAGGAAUAUCUCACAAGACCAUCAAUUCUAAAUAAUGUUCAAGGAUCUUUUGAAAAUGCUACAAAUUUCAAGUUUGUUGAAUUGACUAAUCAAAUAAAUUUGUUGCGAAAUGAUUUCUUUUCAAUAAAUAAUCGCUAUGAAUUACUUCAAAAUGAAUUAAAGUAUCAAACAGCUGAUUCGAUGGCAAUUUUGGAGAUUCUUGAGAAAUUGUCUAAUGAUAACAGAAUUACAAGUGACGUGCGUGAUUUGAAAAAUGUGGUUAGUCAAAGAAUGCAACGGUUAGGUAAUCAGUUUAUUCCCCAACAAUCAAACUUCCAACCGCAGUUAGCAGGACAACAACAACAGCAGCAGCAACAGCAGCAUAGUCAAUCUUUAUCUUCAAACUAUCAUCUUGAGUCGACUAGUGUUUCCAGAAAUCCCUCUACAACCAAUCUUAAUGUUGCCCCUCAGCCAUAUGCUUUGAACCCUCACUAUACUAUUUACGCAAACAAUCGUGCGCUGGGAAGUUCAGAAAUCAACAAUGGUGUAUUCCGGGCACGUGAAGAUAGCAAUAAUUCAAAGAGAAACUUGUCUGUAUAUGAUCCAUUACAACCAGUACCCUCUAGAAACAGCUCAAGGAUUUUAAUUGAGGAAUCAACUCCAAAUCACCCACCUACAACUUUGAACCCUCAACAACCACAGCUGCAGCUGCAUAUCCAAUUGGGACCAGCAAUGCCACCUCAAGGUUUCCGUAAUAGGGCAGAAUCAACAUAUUCUCCAUUGAGUCACCUGAGUAAUAAAUCACAAAUUUUAAAUAAAGCCCCAACACCAGUAAAUCACUCACCACUUGUUCAACAACAACAAAAGGAGGUUAAGAAGGAAGUGAAUGAAAAUUCUGCUGUACCACCAACUCAGUCAUCCCAACCAGUUACAAGACCACUCUCCAGACAACAACAACAACAACAACAACAACCGUUACAUAAUCCUUCAACUACAUCAUCUAGAACUAAUUCGUUGCCUAAUCCAGUGGCUGAACAGCCAAUCCCUCAAUCACCUUAUUAUUUACAACGUAAUUCAUUCAACACGGUUUAUGAACAUCAAAAACUGUUGAGGGUUCCAUCACCCAAAAGAGUAAGAUACGCUACACCACCUAGAAGUAUACCUGAACAGCCAACAUCAUCUGCAUCUGCAACUACCAUGAUAACAUCUACAUCCAAAGCCACUUCAACUUCUGGAACUGCAAUUUCAAGAAACGACAAUCAUUCAGUAGCAUCUUUAACGGCAGGGACGUUGCCUAGCGUUAGUGAAUUAGACAAAUCUAUAAGGACAGGUAAUCUGGUGAGUUUACCACCAAUUAAAUCAAUGACGGAUAAUGAUAGUAUGAACGAUAACGGUAAUGGUAAUGACAAUGAGAACGAUCAUAAAAAGAGAAAAUUGGAAUGA
Molecule: messenger RNA, 2409 nt
Organism: Candida dubliniensis CD36
Lineage: Eukaryota; Fungi; Ascomycota; Pichiomycetes; Serinales; Debaryomycetaceae
Gene: SFL1
Product: Sfl1p
Exons: 1
Coding region: 1-2409 (802 amino acids)
Biological process (GO): regulation of DNA-templated transcription
Molecular function (GO): DNA-binding transcription factor activity; sequence-specific DNA binding
Source: RefSeq, a predicted model, not a curated record